Molecule: messenger RNA, 1893 nt
Organism: Eptesicus fuscus (big brown bat)
Lineage: Eukaryota; Metazoa; Chordata; Mammalia; Chiroptera; Vespertilionidae
Gene: SHC4
Product: SHC adaptor protein 4
Exons: 12
Coding region: 1-1893 (630 amino acids)
Biological process (GO): cell surface receptor protein tyrosine kinase signaling pathway; intracellular signal transduction
Cellular component (GO): plasma membrane
Molecular function (GO): receptor tyrosine kinase binding
Source: RefSeq, a predicted model, not a curated record
AUGCGAGAGCGCAGCCCGGACGGCUGGGCAGGACGCGCGCUGUAUGUAGGGCUGUUCGGGCACCCCGGCAUGCUGCACAGGGCCAAGUACAGCCGCUUUCGGAACGAGUCCGUCACGUCCCUGGACGAAGGCAGUCCCGGAGGCUCCGUCGGGAACAAGGGCUCCCCGCAGCCUCCCUACCCCGCCCUGGCCCCGCACUUGCCGGCUGAAGAUGCCGCCUCGGCGUCCCAGGAGAGCCCCACCCCGCUGUGCACCUUGAUCCCGCGGAUGGCCAGCGUGAAGCUGGCCAACCCAGCCACCUUGCUGAGUCUGAAAAACUUUUGCUUGGGGACCAAAGAGGUGCCCCGGCUGAAGCUCCAGGAGAGCCAGGAUCCGGCUCCCAGCAGCCCGGCCUCCCCCGAACACAGUCUAAAUAGGUCCGGGUCUGCACCUCCGCAGCAGCAGGACGUGGUGGGGCGCAGGGCAAGCGCCCUAACUCCCGAUGCCUGCCCCCUCCCGGGCCCCGGGGAGCCACCCGCGGGGAGCAGGCAGGACCGGCACUGCCUGCAGCACCUGUUGGGGACGGGCAUGAACUACUAUGUGAAGUACAUGGGCUGUAUUGAAGUGCUGCAAUCGAUGAGGUCACUGGAUUUUGGAAUGAGAACUCAAGUUACAAGGGAAGCAAUAAGCCGUCUGUGCGAAGCUGUCCCUGGGGCAAACGGAGCCACUAAAAAGCGAAAGCCUCCAGUUAAGUUCCUAUCAACAGUUCUUGGCAAAAGUAACCUUCAGUUUUCGGGAAUGAAUAUAAAACUGACCAUCUCAACAUGCAGCCUUACACUAAUGAAUCUUGACAACCAACAGAUUAUUGCAAAUCAUCAUAUGCAGUCUAUUUCAUUUGCCUCUGGAGGGGAUCCUGAUACUACAGACUAUGUUGCCUACGUAGCUAAAGAUCCAGUUAAUCAACGAGCCUGCCACAUAUUGGAAUGCCGCAACGGAAUGGCCCAAGAUGUCAUAACUACCAUAGGGCAGGCUUUUGAGCUCCGGUUUAAACAAUAUUUGAAAAAUCCUUCUUUGAGUACUUCCUGUGAAAGUGAGGAGGUGCAUAUUGAUGGCCAUGCUGAGGAGAGAGAUGAUCAUGAGUAUUACAAUGAAAUACCAGGAAAGCAGCCACCCAUGGGUGGUGUUUCAGACGUGCGGGUCAGAGUUCAAGCCACAGAACAGAUGGCUUACUGCCCCAUACGAUGUGAAAAGUUGUGCUAUUUGCCUGGGAACUCCGAGUGCAGCAGCGUCUAUGAGAACUGUUUGGAGCAAAGCAGGGCACUCGGUAAUGCCCAUGAGAGAGCAGUGCCGUCCCAAAGAGACACCUCGUUAAUGAAGCACACCUGUCGAGUGGAUCUCUUCGACGACCCCUGCUACAUUAACACGCAGGCUCUUCACAGCGCACUGGGCUCUGCCCGAAAUCAAAGCUCCGCCCAGCCGCUGGGGAGCCUGUGGCACCGUGAAAAAGCACCCGAAACUGUUCAGCCAGGUGCCACGGCCCAGCCGGCCAGCUCCCAGUCUUUGCCACACAUUCAGCAGCAGCUGAGGAGUGAAGACUGCUACCAUGGCAAGCUGAGCAGGAAGGCGGCAGAGAACCUCUUAGUAAAGGAUGGGGACUUUCUGGUUCGAGAGAGUGCCACCUCUCCUGGCCAGUAUGUGCUGAGUGGACUCCAGGGAGGCCAGGCAAAGCAUCUUCUUCUGGUGGAUCCCGAAGGCAAGGUGAGGACCAAGGAUCAUGUAUUUGAUAAUGUCGGCCACCUUAUCAGAUACCACAUGGAUAAUAGUUUGCCAAUCAUCUCUUCUGGAAGUGAAGUAAGCCUUAAACAACCAGUGAGAAGAGAUAAUAUUCCAGGACUUUUGCAUUUAAACAAAUGA